AAUAAUUUAUUUCGAAAAAUGCCAAUUUAUCAUUCUCAUUAUGCUCCUUACCGUCGUCCUGUGGUCGUUGCGAGACCUUAUUACUAUCAUCGUCCAGUUGUCGUUGCAAGACCGUAUUAUCGUCCCUAUUAUCAUUAUGGUUGGUAUCAUCCCAGCUACAGCAUUGGAGGAAAUUUUCCCAUGUAUGGUGUCUACAUAAUCAUUGGUGCCUUCAUCUUCAUCGGGGUCGUUGUUGCAAUUGGUUUCUGCAUAAGAGCUUGUCGUUACAAUAGAUACAACGAAAAUGCCUACAACUACAACAAUGACAUGUAUCAAGGUGCUUAUCCAGCUCAAUAUGCUGGAUAUCAAGGAGCUCCACCACCAUAUGAUUAUCAACAACAGGCUCCAGUUUAUGGUUACCAGCAGGCACCUCCUCCAGCCUACGACAAUCAACAAAUGCCGCCACCAGCUGCCAACAAUGAGCAACCAGAUCCGGCGAAAAACGUUGAACCAAUUGCUCCACAGGAACAUAGUGCACCCAAAAAGGCCGCAGCUCCAAAGUCAACUGCAAAAUAAUUUUGUUUUCAGUACAGAAGAAUUGAUAGCGACAGAUCGUUAAACUUUAUAGUCCUGUUUUGCAAGUAAACCGGUUAUAAAUUGUCUAAUAUUUGAAUCAAAAUAAAAGUGAAAGAAUUUGGAA
Molecule: messenger RNA, 679 nt
Organism: Caenorhabditis elegans
Lineage: Eukaryota; Metazoa; Nematoda; Chromadorea; Rhabditida; Rhabditidae
Gene: ZC190.7
Exons: 3
Coding region: 19-555 (178 amino acids)
Source: RefSeq, marked reviewed